GUCGGAUCGGAAGUUACGACAUUUUUAUCGGAAGCAACGACGGGAGCUCGCUGGCCGUAAAGGUGGAUGACUUGAUUUGCAAGCCGCGAUGACAUGAACUUCAUUGAUUCUUCCAUCUGCUUGGAGAAUUGCAUGCUGGCAUCUUCCUCUGUUUAUAGGAGGCAGCUUUUUCUGAUAAGAUCUUUGGGUGGUUACUGCUGUAGGGUUCACAUGGAAGGAGGAGGACGAGCAAUAAGUUCAAGCCUUUCUACUUUAGGAGCUGAUGCUGAGGGUGUCAUGCGAAAAAUUACACCUAAAUUGGAUCCUAGUCUUUAUAAGGGCCAAGCUGGAAAGGUAGCAGUUAUUGGUGGGUGUCGUGAAUAUACAGGGGCUCCUUAUUUUGCUGCCAUAUCAGCCCUCAAAAUUGGUGCGGAUUUGUCACAUGUUUUCUGCACUAAAGAUGCUGCGGCAGUUAUAAAAUCUUAUAGUCCUGAGUUGAUUGUUCAUCCUAUUCUUGAAGAAUCAUACAGCGUGAGAGAUGAUGAGAAAGCAACGGUUUCUGCCAAGGUACUAGGUGAAGUUAAGAAGUGGAUGGAAAGGUUUGACUGCAUUGUUGUCGGUCCUGGUCUUGGAAGGGAUCCAUUUCUUCUGAAUUGCGUAGGUGAUAUCAUUAGGCAAGCUCGUGAUGCCAAAAUUCCCACCGUUAUUGAUGGGGAUGGUCUUUUUCUAGUAACGAACAAGCUUGAUCUAGUAAAGGGAAAUUCGUUGGCUAUCUUAACACCGAAUGUCAAUGAGUAUAAACGCUUAGUUGAAAAGGUCCUACAAUGUCAAGUAAAUGAUGAAGAUGCUUAUGAGCAACUGUCAUCCCUUGCUAGAAGCAUUGGAGGAGUAACCAUCUUAAGAAAAGGAAAAACAGACCUUAUUAGUGAUGGCUUAACUGUUAAUGAGGUGAGCAUUUUUGGAUCCCCUAGGCGUUGUGGUGGACAAGGCGAUAUUCUUUCGGGGAGUGUUGCAGUAUUCUCGUCUUGGGCACGCCACCAUCUUUCAACUAAAAAUAAUGAAAGCAGCAUGCAAAGUUCAUUGAAUCCAAUGGUUCUUGGGAGCAUAGCAGGCUCUGCGCUACUUAGAAAAGCAGCUUCACUUGCUUUUGAGAACAAGAAAAGAUCAACCCUUACUACUGAUAUCAUUGAAUGUCUGGGUAAAAGCUUGGAGGAUAUAUGCCCUGCAUUUUGAUCCAGUUAUAGCAUGUCAAAAGCUAAAAUGGUUGCAGCUGUAUGUACCUAAUGGCUCUGCUUCAAUUUUUUGGAAAAUUUAUUAUGUGAGGUGUUCAUAUGCAUGUUCUGAGGUCAAUCCAAACGCGUCAUGUCACCCAAUGCACAAUGAAUUGAAUGAUGUGGUCCGUCCGAAUUGACCGGAGUUCGGACACUACACAGAAUAAUCUCUCCAUUUUUUAUAUGUUUGGUUAAAAUGUUAAUGAUGUUGGUGUGUUGUAUGUUGUAAUGAACUAAUAAUUGAAGAUAAUUGAAUGAUGAUUUUCUAUGUUGUUUUGUU
Messenger RNA from Dendrobium catenatum, 1530 nucleotides. RefSeq names its product ATP-dependent (S)-NAD(P)H-hydrate dehydratase. The transcript is spliced from 12 exons. Lineage: Eukaryota; Viridiplantae; Streptophyta; Magnoliopsida; Asparagales; Orchidaceae. Gene Ontology annotation, molecular function: ATP-dependent NAD(P)H-hydrate dehydratase activity. Bases 94 to 1212 code for a protein of 372 amino acids. The record is from RefSeq and is a predicted model, not a curated record. Gene Ontology annotation, biological process: metabolite repair.